AGUCGUCGACAUAAAUAAUAAAAAAUAUCUAGUAACAGUUAAUUUUCGAAAGCAAUGGUAAUUUCAAAUAUAAACAAAUAAAAGUAAAUCAACAAAUAUUUUUACUGGCAAUAUUUUUAAACGUCAAAUCGACCACUUAACGAACAGCCGAGCCGUGAGCAGCAUAGCUAAAUUCUUGCUUUGAAUCGGAGCAGUUUCGGUUGCUUGAAUAAGUAAAUACAAUAUUUUAUUUUCAUCGAAGUGAGUCUCUCAACAGUGACGAAUAAAAAUAUUAUAAUAUCUACAAUGGAACACGAUAUCAACAAGCCCUACAAAAUUUGUGAUGUGAAUCGAGACAAAAAGAAAGGAAUUGUGGCAUCGUCUUUAGAAGAUCUGCUCACAAAAGUACCAGAAAAGUUAGGUUUACCCUCGGAAAAUUUAACAGUAGUCCUGGAAUCUGAUGGCACUGAAGUCGACGACGAGGAAUACUUCUCUACAUUAGACCCUGACACUUCUCUUAUGAUUUUACAUGGACUUGAAAAGUGGGCUCCGAAUAUGCCCAAGUGCCAAGUGUCUUUAGAUCAAACUGAUGACGUCGCAUUGGGAGACAAAGGGCAGGUUGCUAACUUGGUUGGCCGCCUGCAACAUAAUUUGUGCCAUAUCUCUCUCCUGGGUGGUCAAGAUUUAGAACUCUUGUCAGACAUGGACCCUGAUAGUCUUGCAGAUAUUGUGACUGAUAGAGACAACAGAAUUAUUUUGGAGCACAUCAAAGAAGCAUCUGGGAGAAUAUUACUUGAAAAACGACAAGCCCAAGAUGCUAUGGAACUGUUGAAGCUGUAUCAUCAAAGCGUAGCCAAUGGCACUGAAGACAUGUCACCACCAAAGCAAGAGAGAGUUUAGAACACCAAGUUUGCAAUGGUAACCAACCAUAUUUCAUUUGUCAUGACUUAAUUCAGGUUAAAUUGAAACAACUUAUUAGUCUUAUAAAUAAUUUCGUCUUUUAUGUUAUACUCUGUAAUUAUUUUACUAUGAACCCACAAAUAUUUUUAGAUAUUUUUAGUAACCUUGUAUUCAACCUGAAUCAAGUGAUGAUUAAAUAAUUAAAAUCCUCAAUUUAUUUUUAAGGAAUGUUUCACCUCAAAAGUUUACAAAACAUGUUUUCUUCUGUGCUUAUGACAACAUUAUAUCAGUUAUAAAUUCUUAUAAAAAAUUAAGAUUUCUAGCAUUGUAAAUGAUCAAUCAUAAUAAUUAUGUAUAUAAUAUUAUACCAAAUAUUGAGGCCUUUUUACAAACAUUAUGGACUUAUUUAUUUAUUUUUAAGGUGUGUAUUAUGCUUUUUGUAUAAGUCAUUGUUCAACUUGGAAUAAGAGAAUUACAGCACUAUUCAUUUCAUUUUUUUUAUUGUAUUCUCUGUAUUGCAAUGUCCUCCAUUGUUGUAGUAAUAGUGUUGUUAUUAUAAGAAGUUACAAGGUGUAAUAGUAAAAAUUAGUGAUAAUACAACGCUAAUCUUAUGAAUAUGAGCUGAAAUCAAACAAUAUGAUAAUGUUCUUACGAAGCAUUGUAAGUAAAUAUGUUUAGAUGUUUAUGUAUAUAGUUAGUCUUAAAAAUACUGUAGAAAUCAACUGUUAGAAAUAUUUAUGUAAUUUGUCUAAUUCAUAUUAUUUUGACUGGUAAAUUAAUAGAGCAAUUUCAACUUAUACCUUCUGAAAUGCUAUCAGUCUUGAUACCUAGUUGUUAAGAUAAUACCUUUAUAAAUAUUUGAAUACCAAAUCUGACAAUAGGUAUGCUAGUGCUAGGCAUAUUAUAUGGUCUUUUAAAAUUGUUUUCCAUAUUUUGUAAACUUUUGAGAGAAGAAUUGCCACAAGGUUGAUAAUCAACAUCAAUUUAAAAGACUGAUAGUUGGUAAAUUUAUGUUUUUAUAUAGUUUUACCCCUAGUGUAAGGUUUAUUCAUUUAAUUCCAAAUUUGCUCAAAAAUUUUACAAGAUAAUCAUUAAGUUUCCCUAUCUCAUUUCACUAUUGAAUAUUAAGUGAGUAAAUAUUUAAUAAUUUGGUUCCCCAGCAAGAAGUAAAGUUGUUGAUAUUGUGCAGUGAUAAUGUGACGUUAGUUACUCCCAUGGAAUUGUUACAUCAUUUUGUAUUGUAUUGAAAUAUAAUAAUCAAAUCAUUCCUACAUAAUGCAUUUGGAAAGAAUAGACGAAGGGAAUUGAGUAUGCUAUUGAUCCUGAGAGUGGUGGUAAACUAUAAUCCUAUUGUAAAAAUAUACAUACAAGUAAAUUAAUCUUUCUUUCUUAAUUUAUUUAUUCAUAUUUUACAGUCUUAGUAACUAAUAUGAAUGUUUAUGUUAGCAUACUGAAUUGUGCUAUUUAAUGUCAUAUUAUGUAUUUUAUAGUUGUGCACCCAUUGAAAUUGUUAUAGCCGGCAAGUAGGUAAAUACCCUGUAAUAUUGCACAUACUAGUCUGAUAUUAUUAAAUAACAGGUGAUAAUACCAGACAGUUUAUUAGCAGCAAGUUAGGUCAACUAAUAAAUAAUUGUUUUAAAACUGUCUGAUCUUAACCUGAUAUUGUCCUUCAUCUUAAUAUUUACCAAAUACUUGUAUACCUAAAUAGUGCUUAUAACCAAAUUCCUUUUACUGUUUGCCUUAAGCCAAGCAUAUAAAACAGCACAUAUUGUAACAAACCAUAUAUAUAUACGGUUAAUGUAUUUAAUGUUAGUAAUACUAAUGGUCUACCACAUAUUUGUAAUUCUACAAAAUAAUACAUACAUUGAUAUUAUUAAUCAUAGUAAGUAAUGCAUUUGACAACACCAACUUAGACUUUGUCUUCAUUUGUUAUAUUUUGUAUGUUUAUAGUUAUACAAUAACAUUAAUUACUGUUUUUGAUGUCUCAGUCCUGUUUCUGUCAGUUACGUAGAUAAAAAUUAAUUGAUCUUAGCUUUGUAGUUUUUGUGUUCUUGAUAACAAGCAAGGAAGUUUCGACUAGUGGUUUCUGAGUACUGAAACUAUUAUGAGCAUUGUAAUAUGUGUUUUUACUUUAGAUGUUCUGUGGAAUUGGUAGAUGUCAACAAUAAUCCCUAAUAGAGGAAUUGGAAUUUAGUUUUACUGUGCACAAAUAAAGACAUUGAAAAUAAU
Messenger RNA from Trichoplusia ni (cabbage looper), 3108 nucleotides. It is a transcript of the gene Drep1, whose product is annotated as DNA fragmentation factor subunit alpha. The record is from RefSeq and is a predicted model, not a curated record. Bases 286 to 879 code for a protein of 197 amino acids. Gene Ontology annotation, biological process: regulation of apoptotic process; apoptotic process. The transcript is spliced from 2 exons. Lineage: Eukaryota; Metazoa; Arthropoda; Insecta; Lepidoptera; Noctuidae.